AUGCCCUUCAGAGAUUGGAGCGAGCCGGUGCUGAAAGAGGAUCUUCCGAUCCCAAAACACGAACGGUGGUAUCAACAAUUGACCCCUACCCCUAACCGGGUAUUUGGGGAAAAUGUAUUGGUAGCGGCGCGCAUGAGUGACCAGUGGUCACCGGACAGCAAGGAAGUGCCAGUUCUGAAGAUUGGUGAUCAAGAGGCGCAACUGUACCAAGCUGCCUUUGCUACUUUUGGAGGAUCUAUGGGCGUGCGCCCCCUUCGCGAUGAUGAGGAAAGCUGGUAUGAGCAGAUUAGAGGCAAUUUCAUGUACCCGGUUGCUGAUGCAUUUGCCUCGCCGCCUACCGCAACCGAAGGUGCGCAAUUCCCUAAACCUCGUCCUUUGCGCUCUGUGACUUCUGCUGGGAAAGAGGUUGUCUAUCUUUCUAGCGAGGAGUCAGUAGGGUCUUCAAACGGCGAGCUAAGUCCGUGGUCUAACAUCUUUGCAGGUGUGUUGCGCGACCUGGGGGUUGACCCAGAAGAGAAGAAGAAAAAACCCUUGAAGAAGAAGAAGAUAGUCAACUUGGAUCCCGAGGUGACCAGUAAGGGGGCUGGUAGUAGUCGCGCAACCGCUGGUGCUGCUGGUAAAGGUACUUUUCGCCUUCGACAGAGUGACUUAAAGGAUUAUGUGAUAAUUAGUGAUUCACUUAAAGGCUUGUCGCGCGCAGCUGAGACGAAGACUGGAGCGGUUGGUUCAAAGAGCUCUGGAAGCGCGGGUUCUCGUAACCCUGAUGCUGGUGCAACUCCUUCCACUGCCGCGCAUGAAGAAGAGGAGGCUGAAGAAGAAGAGGAGGCUGCUGAACAGUUGAUCAGCAGAAAAAGAGUUAGAAGCGAGACCACCACUGGUGUGGCUUCCGCGUCGAUGGUUGGUGCGAUUCCCUUGGUUGGGAAAACGAGCAACUUGCGCUCUCUCUAUAAAUUUUCUCCCGAGAUCAAGAAGAAAACCCCUAAGAAGGGGGUUACAUUUACUGAGCCAGAGCCGAAGAGGCCGAAGAUUACCAUUAAAUCUUCCCAGACUGUUGGGGUUGAGUCUGCUAAGGACAAAAAUGUUGCUGAGAGGGAUGUGGCGAAGGCUGCUGAGGCGCAGAGAAAAGCUGAGGAGCGUCGGAAGAAAGUUGAGGAAGAGAAAAAGAGGAAAGCUGAGGAAGAUAGGAGGUCUGAAGAAGCGAAGAGGAAGAAAGCUGAGGAAGAGAAGAGGGCUGAAGAGGCGAAGAGGAAGAAAGCCUUUGAUGUGGAGAAGGAGAGAGAGCAGAAGAAGGCUAUGGAAAAGCCUAUCAAUGAUCCGGAGUUUGAGAUCACUAAGGGUCCUGAGAGGAGGAAAGAGCCUGAGGUUGCGAAGCCUACCCACCCCGCGCAUACUGAGGUUAUUGAUCGCACAAAGAUAAUUUCUACCAAGGGGUCGGGUCGGUAUGUUUCUAGUGGCGCAAGCUCUGGUGGCGCUGGGGGCUAUAACCCACAAGUUAUUGGGGCGAAGGAUACCCUUGGUGAUAUCUACUACAAAAGCUAUACCGAGGAAGAACGUGGUAAUGCCCCUCACCAAGCUCCCUGGGGUUUGAGGCAAAGGGACACCUUUCAAGAAUUUGGGCCUUGCCGCGAUUGGUUCCUAAACUCCUUUACUCCUGGUGAGGUUAAUUGGCAGAGGGCGAAGACCCAUGAAAGCCUGUAUCGAACUUACGUGAUCGGGGAGGCCAAUACUCGCGCCGCCAAUCAUCAAAUAGUUCGUGAGUGGCGAACAAUGGUUAGGGAGCGGGCGGAUUGGGAGAGUUAUCGCGAGCGGAUGUUGAAGCGUAUUAGCAAUUUUGAGAAGUCAAAAGCCGCCUUUGAUGAAGAGAAGGCCAUGUUCGAUGCCGACAAGAAAGCGGAGGAAUGGGGGCGGGAGGGCCUGAAAAACAAACUUCAAGCUGCCGAACAGCAAUUGGCUAAGGAGAAGGCCGAGUUUAAGCGCAUAUGCGAGAAAGAUAAUGAGCGCGCAUUCGCGGCUCGGAACAAGAUUGUCGAGCUUAAAGCCAAGAUUGUUGAGCUUACUGCGAAGGUUGAGGAUGCGCAAGCUGCGCAGGUUGCCAAGCAGCAGAUUGAGGUUGAGUUGGCUGACGUGAAGUUGCAGCUGUCAAGCAAAGAUAAGGAUCUACAGGCCAAGGAUGUCGAGAUCGCUGAGCUGAAACGCCGCCUGAAUGAUCAGGUUGAUAGAUGCGAGUCCUUGGAAAUUGACCUUGAAGCGGAAAAGGUUAAGGCUGCCACUGCUGAGGAAGCGCGUGCUGUUAAUACUGCCGCUCUCAAUGUAGCGCAGACUAACUAUUCUGAGGCGCAAGGCAUUGUUGAUACGCUUGUCUCCGAGGCCGAGUGGAUGCGCAGCCGCGGAGUAGUGCUGGUUGCCAAUUCUAUCCUUAACACUGGAGAGCUAGAUCGCGCUGUUGCUGCUCUAACAGAUGCUGCGCGUGCAGUAGGUCAUCGUGGAGGGUAUCUGGAAUGUGCGCAGCACGUUGAGGAGGUAUUUGGACAGGAGUUUGACGUGAGCCAUUGUCCGGUGACCGACCAGGCUAAUGCUGAGUUGACGCGUGCUGAAAGUGCUUAUGAUAACCUUACACUUCCUGUGAUGGACUUAGUCGUGCAGGCUCUAAAGCAAGACGACUGGUGUCAGCGUCUCAAGGCCAUCCUCGAUCCACCGAUAACUGUUGAACUAUCAGAUGAGGAGCCAGCUGGUGAUGAUGGUGGGAACGAUGACGAUGACGACGGUGCUGACGGUGGGAAUGAUGGUGAUGACGGUGAUGAACUUGAAUAG
This is a messenger RNA of Helianthus annuus (common sunflower), 2811 nucleotides long. RefSeq names its product caldesmon-like. The record is from RefSeq and is a predicted model, not a curated record. NCBI's taxonomy places the organism in Eukaryota, Viridiplantae, Streptophyta, Magnoliopsida, Asterales, Asteraceae. The transcript is spliced from 5 exons. Bases 1 to 2811 code for a protein of 936 amino acids.